CGUCAUUCAUUCUUCGGAAGUUCAUGCUGCCAAUGCAAUCCUGUCCGUAGCCCUGUCUCCAGAGAACACAACUCAUACACUUUCAGCCAGUGAACAUGGACGCCACUAAAGUAAGAGUUUCUCGGUUCUACUACGAUGUUGUCACGCCGAAUCUUGGUGUUAGUCUUCUUCUAACGUCGCAAUUUCUCAACACUAUCAUGAUCCUCACAUGUAAACUCCUAGAGGUGGACCCAGGGCUUGACACCCCGAUUCACCCCGUGCAGAUAUUGUUUGUACGGAUGCUCAUAACUUACGCUUGCUGCGUGUUGUAUAUGGUCACCACCAAACGAGUUCCGGACGCUCCGUUUGGACCCAAAGGCCAGAGAACCCUCUUGUUCCUAAGAGGCUUCUUGGGAUUCUUUGGUGUAUUUGGUCUCUACUACUCGUUACAGUACUUGAGUCUUUCCGAUGCAGUGACGAUCACUUUCUUGAUUCCGAUGGUGACAGCUUUUUUUGCGUGGAUCGUUUUGGGUGAGAAGUACUCGCUACUAGAAGCUGUGUGCUCACUACUUUCUUUGGGUGGAAUUCUUCUUGUAGCCAAGCCUGAUUUUCUCUUUGGCCUACAGUCCGAAUCCGAGACCCCACAGCUGGACUCUGCCGAAUCAUCAAACAGUGGUUUACGGGUCUUAGGGACCGUGGUGGGGCUUUUGGGAGUAUGCGGAGCUUCUGCGGUCUAUGUUUUGCUCCGGAAAAUCGGCAAGGCUGCCCACCCGCUUAUUUCCGUGAGUUACUUUGCUCUAACCACGUGCGUCAUCUGCUUCUGUGCGACGAUUCUGGUUCCCUCGCUCAGUUUCAAAGCACCAGCCAACGCCAGACAGUGGUUUCUUUUUUCGUUGAUUGGCUUGUCUGGGUUCUUCAUGCAAUUCUGUUUGGCUGCAGGGCUCCAGUUGGAGAAGGCUGGCAAAUCAUCACUCAUGAUCUACUCGAACAUGGUGUUUGCGUUGGUGUGGGACUUUGUUUUCUGGGGCCACGUGCCUGGUAUGCUUAGUAUCCUCGGAACCUCGCUCAUCCUUGCCAAUGCAUACAUUAUUAUCAAGUAUAAGCCAUCGAGUGAUGCCGGGGACUCGACCGAUUUAGACAUGGAGGCCAAUGGCGGAAAGUACGACGCACCGGGCGAGAUCGAUAUGGACUUUCUUAUUUCUGACGAGGACGAGGGCGAAGAUGAGGGCAGCUUGAGGUAAAGCUCUCAUCUGAGAACCAUUAGAGCGAUUUCAAUUCAUCACCACACAAUGAUUCAGACACAUCCCGAGAACGAUGAUUUUCAUUCGGUGUGGCGAUUCUUAAAUGACCAGUAGCCUACUAUAGUUGGGUAUUUAAAACAUGUUUCUUUUCUUGUCUGCGGGCGUAAUUUGGUAC
Metschnikowia bicuspidata var. bicuspidata NRRL YB-4993 is the source of this 1395-nucleotide messenger RNA. RefSeq lists its product as uncharacterized. The transcript is spliced from 2 exons. Lineage: Eukaryota; Fungi; Ascomycota; Pichiomycetes; Serinales; Metschnikowiaceae. The record is from RefSeq and is a predicted model, not a curated record. The coding region runs from base 96 to 1220 and encodes 374 amino acids. Gene Ontology annotation, cellular component: membrane.